This is a messenger RNA of Eurytemora carolleeae, 822 nucleotides long. RefSeq lists its product as uncharacterized. Gene Ontology annotation, biological process: sphingoid catabolic process. The record is from RefSeq and is a predicted model, not a curated record. The coding region runs from base 22 to 618 and encodes 198 amino acids. The transcript has 7 exons. NCBI's taxonomy places the organism in Eukaryota, Metazoa, Arthropoda, Copepoda, Calanoida, Temoridae. Gene Ontology annotation, cellular component: endoplasmic reticulum.
UAGGUCUUGUGUUCAGAUAAUAUGGGGACCCAGAGUAAAUCCAGAGGAUUCUUUGAUCUUCGAUCCCAGUUUAUCUUCUAUGCGUCCUACCACAAUAAUCCUGCCAAUGUUGCGAUUCAUCUCUUCUGUAUCUGGAACAUUGUCUGGAGUGGCCAAGUUCUACUGCAGUUUACUCCGUCCCUGGUAUCUACCCCGGCCAUGGUUAGCUCCUGGUGCGAGCAUAUACACCUCAACUUCGCUGCUCUCACAACCCUGAUAUACGUGAUAGCAUACCUUCUCAUGGAUCCUUUAGCAGGAGGUUUAGGAGCUGCUCUCAUGGUUGGAAUAUACCUAGGAACAGGAACUCUAGUGAAUACAACUAGUACCCUGGGUGGAUGGCCUCUGUGGCAGGCUGUAUUACUGUUCCAUGUUACUAUGUGGAUAUUACAGUUUAUUGGGCAUGGAGUCUUUGAGAAACGUGCUCCUGCACUCCUCGACUCAUGGGACCAGGCUUUCAUCACAGCACCUUUGUUUGUUCUUCUGGAAGUUCUCUUCUUCUUUGGAUACAAGAAACAAUUCUAUCAGGAGUGUAUGGUACAGGUCCGAAAGAAUAUUGCAACAUUCAAGAAAAACCAUUAAAUUUGAGAUACUAAUUUAUGAAUGAAUGAAGUAGUCAUCCUGGUUACGGCUGGUUUAACUGCUUCGUCCAUUAAAUUCUUCUAUUGGUUCUUGAGGCACCCACAAUACCAAGAAUUCUUUAAUUGCAACCGCAUUUAUAAAUUUCUUGUUCGUAGAACAUAAAUAAAAUGGAAUCAGAAUAAAAAUAGUUAUUUAUUAGUUUUA